Messenger RNA from Solanum verrucosum, 1511 nucleotides. RefSeq names its product 5-OH-xanthotoxin synthase-like. NCBI's taxonomy places the organism in Eukaryota, Viridiplantae, Streptophyta, Magnoliopsida, Solanales, Solanaceae. The transcript has 2 exons. The record is from RefSeq and is a predicted model, not a curated record. Gene Ontology annotation, molecular function: monooxygenase activity; oxidoreductase activity, acting on paired donors, with incorporation or reduction of molecular oxygen; iron ion binding. Bases 3 to 1496 code for a protein of 497 amino acids.
AAAUGAUGCUCUUUCUACUCUUUGUAGCUUUUCCUAUCAUUCUUAUUUUUCUUCUUCCAAAAGCCAAAAAGUGUGACAAAAACAAUGUACCACCAGGUCCUAAAGGCCUCCCAUUCAUUGGAAAUUUGCAUCAAUUUGAUAGUUUAACCCCUCAUAUCUAUUUUUGGAAACUUUCCAAGAAAUAUGGAAAAAUAUUCUCAUUAAAACUUGGUUCUACUCCAAUAGUUGUAGUUUCUUCAGCAAAAUUAGUAAAAGAAGUGUUGAAAACACAAGAUCUAGUAUUUUGUAGUAGACCUUCUCAUCUUGGCCAACAAAAAUUAUCUUACAAUGGUCGUGACAUAGUCUUUCAACGCUACAACGAUUGUUGGAGAGAAAUGAGAAAAAUAAGUGUUAUUCAUCUAUUUAGUCACAAGAAAGUGAAAUUAUUUAGUCCAAUUCGCGAAGAUGAAGUCUCGAGAAUGAUCAAGAAAAUAUCUCAACAAGCUAGUGUUUCGCAAAUAACUAAUUUGAGCAAUUUAAUGAUUUCACUAAGUACUACAAUUAUUUGUAGAGUUGCUUUUGGUAUUAGAUUUGAUGAAGAAGCACAUGAAAAGAGGAGAUUUGAUGAACUUUUAGAAGAAUCUGCAACAAUGUUGACUAGCUUUUAUGUUUCUGACUUUUUUUCUUAUUUAGGUUGGAUUGAUAAACUCGCUGGAUUGACAAAUAGACUUGAGAAGAAUUUCAAGGAUUUGGAUGAGUUUUAUGAAGAACUCGUUGAGAAGCAUGUUGAUCCCAAUAGGCCAAAAUCCAUGGAAGGGGACAUUCUUGAUCUUUUGCUCCAAUUGAAGAAAGAUAAAUUAACACCAAUUGAUCUCACUUUGGAGGACAUAAAAGCAAUUGUCAUGAAUGUGUUACUUGCAGGAUCAGACACUAGUGCCGCUGCAGUAAUAUGGACAAUGACAGCCUUGAUGAAGAAUCCAAAAGCUAUGAAAAAAGUUCAAGAAGAAAUGAGAAAAUCAUUCAAAAAGAAACGCGAUAUAUUGAAUGAAGACGAUAUCCAAAAUCUUCCCUAUUUCAAAGCAGUGAUAAAAGAGUCAUUUAGAUUGUAUCCAUCAGUUCCACUCCUACUGCCAAGAGAAUCAAUGGAAAAAUCCAUACUAGAAGGGUAUGAAAUUCAACCAGGAACUAUAAUUCAUGUUAAUGCAUGGGCUAUUGCACGAGAUCCUGAAAUAUGGGAAAAUCCAGAAGAAUUUAUACCCGAGAGAUUCUUGAAUAGUGACAUCGAUUUCAAGGGACAAGACUUUGAGUUAAUUCCAUUUGGAGCAGGAAGAAGAGGAUGUCCGGGGAUUGCACUUGGAGUUGCAUCAAUGGAACUUGCAUUAUCAAAUCUUCUUUACGCGUUUGAUUGGGAGUUACCUUGUGGGAUGAAAAAAGAGGAUAUUGACACAAAUGUUAAGCCUGGAAUUACCAUGCAUAAGAAAAAUGACCUUUGCCUUAUUCCUAAGAAUUAUCUAUAGAUUCAUGUAGACUAU